Messenger RNA from Dryobates pubescens (Downy woodpecker), 1727 nucleotides. It is a transcript of the gene RMND5A, whose product is annotated as required for meiotic nuclear division 5 homolog A. The transcript is spliced from 9 exons. NCBI's taxonomy places the organism in Eukaryota, Metazoa, Chordata, Aves, Piciformes, Picidae. Gene Ontology annotation, molecular function: protein binding; ubiquitin protein ligase activity. The coding region runs from base 216 to 1391 and encodes 391 amino acids. Gene Ontology annotation, cellular component: nucleus; GID complex; cytoplasm. The record is from RefSeq and is a predicted model, not a curated record. Gene Ontology annotation, biological process: proteasome-mediated ubiquitin-dependent protein catabolic process.
GCCCGCGGUGGUGCCUGCGCACAACUGCCGCAGCCGGAGGAGACAGGGAAGUUGGGAGCGAGCGGCGCGCCGAGCCGGGCCGCAUCGGCGAGACGGUGCUGGCGGAGGGCAGCGAGGGUGGGGCGGGCAGGCGGAGGGGUCCGGGCAGAGAGGGGGGCCUGGCAGCGGAGGAGGAGGUGGAGGAGGAGGAGGAGCGCGGCCCGGUGCCGGCCGCUAUGGACCAGUGCGUGACGGUGGAGCGGGAGCUGGAGAAGGUGCUGCAGAAGUUCUCGGGCUACGGGCAGCUCUGCGAGCGCAGCCUGGAAGAGCUCAUCCAGUACGCGGGCGGGCUGCGCCGGGAGAUCCUUCAAACCGAGAAUCAAGAUGGAGACCUGUCAGGGACAAUCUCACUGGUUAUGACACAGUGUUGUAAAAGAAUAAAAGACACAGUUCAAAAGCUGGCCUCUGAGCAUAAAGACAUCCACAGCAGCGUGUCCCGAGUUGGAAAAGCCAUCGAUAAGAACUUUGACUCCGACAUCAGCAGCGUGGGGAUCGACGGGUGCUGGCAGGCCGAGAGCCAGCGCAUCCUCAACGAGGUGAUGGUGGAGCACUUCUUCCGGCAGGGCAUGCUGGACGUGGCCGAGGAGCUGUGCCAGGAGUCUGGCCUCUCGAUAGACCAGAGCCAGAAGGAGCCCUUCGUGGAGCUGAACCGGAUACUGGAAGCGCUCAAAGUCAGAGUUCUGAGACCCGCUCUCGAGUGGGCAGUAUCCAACAGAGAGAUGCUGAUGGCACAGAAUAGUUCCUUGGAGUUCAAACUGCACAGAUUGUAUUUCAUUAGUUUGUUGAUGGGGGGAACAGCAAACCAGAGAGAAGCCCUUCAGUAUGCAAAGAACUUCCAGCCCUUUGCCCUCAACCAUCAGAAAGAUAUCCAGGUGCUGAUGGGCAGCCUGGUGUACCUGCGGCAGGGCAUAGAGAACUCGCCCUACGUUCACCUGCUCGAUGCCAACCAGUGGGCAGACAUCUGUGACAUCUUCACAAGGGAUGCCUGUGCCCUCCUGGGGCUCUCUGUGGAAUCACCUCUCAGUGUUAGUUUUUCAGCAGGUUGUGUAGCAUUACCAGCUCUGAUCAACAUCAAGGCUGUGAUUGAGCAGAGGCAGUGCACAGGAGUUUGGAACCAGAAGGAUGAGCUGCCGAUUGAAGUGGACCUGGGGAAGAAGUGUUGGUACCAUUCCAUAUUUGCCUGUCCCAUCCUUCGCCAGCAGACGACAGACAACAACCCCCCCAUGAAGCUAGUCUGUGGCCACAUUAUAUCAAGAGAUGCUUUGAAUAAAAUGUUUAAUGGCAGCAAGUUAAAAUGCCCCUACUGCCCGAUGGAGCAGAGCCCUGGAGAUGCCAAACAGAUCUUUUUCUGAAGGACAGCUCCGUGGUGCAGCUGGCAAGUGACCCUGUGGAGCCGAGGUGCAGCUGGGGAGCACACAGCCGCGCUCGCUGCGCCUCCUGCGGCGGCCCGGGGACUGCUGCGGCUCCGCCGGGAAGCGCUCCGCAAACUUGGCCAACAUUUAGUCUCUGCAACCCCCAGUGGAAAUGCUACACAAAUAUUAUUACCAUAGGGCUUUACUCUACUCUUGGUCUCCAUACCUGAUCAAGUUACUACACCAGCAGCUGUCAUUGGAUGCAGGUUUUUGUACUUAACUAUAUGGUGACUGUUUACUUUUUAAAGGCAGAAAUGGAUCCACCCCCUCCCCCCC